Asterias rubens (European starfish) is the source of this 1368-nucleotide messenger RNA. RefSeq lists its product as uncharacterized. Lineage: Eukaryota; Metazoa; Echinodermata; Asteroidea; Forcipulatida; Asteriidae. The record is from RefSeq and is a predicted model, not a curated record. The transcript is spliced from 3 exons. The coding region runs from base 319 to 1368 and encodes 349 amino acids.
AACAAACGGUUUCAAACGCUUUUCAUUUCUCAGUGGUGUUAAUUAUGUCAUUUGUCUUUUCCUUGCUAGCUGGCCCAUCAAACAUCAGAUUUUCAGUGUGAUACUUCAAGGUCUGUCAACCCCAACACCAAUUGCAGGGAUGACCAUGACCCACAAGCUAUUUUUCAGUCUGAUCCUUCAAGUUCUGUCAACCCCAACACCAGUUCCUGGAAUGACGAUGACCCACAAGCUAUUUUAGAAACUGCCGAGCUUCACCAAAGCAAUCAAGCUGUAGGAUGUGAAACAAAUGAUUCUAGUGAGAAGUGUGCCGUAACAGUCAUGCAGACCGAUAAUGUCGGUGGACAAAGGAAAUGGGACAAAAAACACUAUUGCUUUUACUGUGAUGAGCCUCAGGCCAAGUUACCCCGUCAUCUUCAGUCGCAUCACAAAGAGGAGAGGGAAGUUGUAGAGAUAGCAUCGGAGACUGACUUUACUGCCCGCAAGAAACUUCUGUUAUACAUCCGCAAUAUUGGUAAUCACAGACACAAUUGCCAAGUCCUUAGAGAGGGAAAGGGUGUCCUUAUUAUAGUAUACAGACCAAAUCAUGAAGCAUCUCCACACGCAUAUGGACCAUGCAUACAUUGUUAUGGCUAUUACGUGCGUCUUGAUCUUUGGCGUCAUCAGUGCCCACUUAAGCCUGCUCUCCCUGCACAGACUGAUGGUAGCAGUAGGAUAGGUCGUGUUAGGGGGCGAGUAGCUAACAAUAGUGAUUUGUUAAAACCACCCCCUGCUGGUGUAUCUUUCCAGUUGAACAAGGUUCUUAGUUCUAUGAGGAGAGACAAUGUUGGUCUGGUUGUCAAGAAUGAUUCUUUGAUUCUGGAAGUUGCCAAACGUGAAUACCUCAGACUUGGCCACGAUGUUACACAACAUGGCUACAUUCGGAACAAACUACGAGAACUUGGUCGUCUUGUUAUACAACUGAGAAAAAACACCCACCAACCAAAUGCAUCACUGGAAGUAUUCGUGCAUCCCCGCCAUCUGAAUGAUAUCGUCAAGGCUGUUCAUGAUGUCGCCGGCUUCAGUGAAGGAAAACAGAUGUAUCACGUUCCAUCUCUAGCACUCAAGAUUGGACACUCCAUCAAGAGAUGUGCACUCAUACUGCAAGCAAGUGCUUUAGAGUUUAAUCUUAGGCAAAAAAAAAAAGCGGAACAGACCGAACAGUUUAGGCAGUUAUGUGAAAUUAAGUGGCCAGAACUUGUGUCAACCCAUGCCCACAGAACACUGUACCAAGGAAAGCGCAACAAACGUGCUGAUCUCCCCACAAAUGCAGAUGUGACGACAGGGGGAAGUAUCCAAAAUGAAACUGGAAGAUUUUCACAAGCGCAGUAG